CCGGAAAUGCGUGUUUUAGCUUUCUGUGUGCUUAGGUGCCCGAGCUACUGAGGGUCUAGGUCCGGGCAGCCGAAGAGUGUGGUAGGUAACGGUCGUCAGCGCAAGGGUCAUUUCGUCGCUGGGAAGGGACGGCCCUCGCCCGCGGUGAUGGUGGUUAGCAAGAUGAACAAAGAUGCGCAGAUGAGAGCAGCGAUUAACCAAAAGUUGAUAGAAACUGGAGAAAGAGAACGCCUCAAAGAGUUGCUGAGAGCUAAAUUAAUUGAAUGUGGCUGGAAGGACCAGUUGAAGGCACACUGUAAAGAGGUAAUUAAAGAAAAAGGACUAGAACACGUUACUGUUGAUGACUUGGUGGCUGAAAUCACACCAAAAGGCAGAGCCCUGGUACCUGACAGUGUAAAGAAGGAGCUCCUACAAAGAAUAAGAACAUUCCUUGCUCAGCAUGCCAGCCUUUAAGAUUGGAUGAGAUUGUGUUGUUUUGUGGUUUUAUUUCUGAAAGUAAAACUUGCCAUAAAUUAGGAAUCAAUUUCCCAAAAUAAAAUCCUUUUUUUGUAUGAUGGUAUACAGUUUUCAGUAAUGAUGUAUACAUUGUAUUGAUUUUUUCCCUAAAUGUGUUAUUUUAAUAAAUAUCUCAUGAAUGA
Molecule: messenger RNA, 638 nt
Organism: Neomonachus schauinslandi (Hawaiian monk seal)
Lineage: Eukaryota; Metazoa; Chordata; Mammalia; Carnivora; Phocidae
Gene: ENY2
Product: ENY2 transcription and export complex 2 subunit
Exons: 5
Coding region: 148-453 (101 amino acids)
Biological process (GO): regulation of transcription by RNA polymerase II; positive regulation of DNA-templated transcription; poly(A)+ mRNA export from nucleus
Cellular component (GO): nuclear pore; DUBm complex; SAGA complex
Molecular function (GO): transcription coactivator activity; chromatin binding
Source: RefSeq, a predicted model, not a curated record